ACGUGAGGUUCAGGUAGCUGCGGAGCUACGGCAAGAGAGAGAAGGGGAAGCCGGAAGGGGCGCGAGUGAAGCAAGAGGGAGAAGACAGCUACCGAGAAGGCGAGGGGUGCGCCUGCGCCCCCCUCUCCCCCCAACUCUCCCCUCAACCAGGCUGCCCUCCUUUGCGGCCCGGGGAUACCUAGGCCCGGUCUUCCGCGCACUGCCUGGGUUUCGAGCAGCGUGCGCCCUGCCCUCGCGAUUGGCGCGGCCGCCCUUCCCCCUCGUCCCGUCCGUCCCGUCGCGUCCCGUCCCCUCGAGUGCCGCCGGCCGGGUGCCGACGCGCAUCGGCGGCAGCAGGAAUUUUUUUCUGACUCCUGGUCCCUGCCCCCGCUGCCCUUCCCACCCCAUCACGGGGCCGGCCGCUUCUCCGGCCCCAGGAUGCAGAAUGUGAUUAACACGGUGAAGGGAAAGGCACUGGAAGUGGCUGAGUACCUGACCCCGGUCCUCAAGGAAUCAAAAUUUAAGGAAACAGGUGUAAUCACCCCAGAAGAGUUUGUGGCAGCUGGAGAUCACUUAGUCCACCACUGUCCAACAUGGCAAUGGGCUACAGGGGAAGAAUUGAAAGUGAAGGCAUAUCUACCAACAGGCAAACAAUUUUUGGUCACCAAAAAUGUGCCAUGCUACAAGCGAUGCAAACAGAUGGAAUAUUCUGAUGAAUUGGAAGCUAUCAUUGAGGAAGAUGAUGGUGAUGGAGGAUGGGUAGAUACUUACCAUAACACAGGUAUCGCAGGAAUAACUGAAGCAGUUAAGGAGAUUACAUUGGAGAGCAAGGACAGUAUAAAACUUCACGAUUGUUCAGCAGUAUGCGAGGAGGAAGAAGAGGAAGAUGAAGGAGAAGCUGCAGAUAUGGAAGAAUAUGAAGAGAGUGGAUUGUUGGAAACAGAUGAGGCUACCCUAGACACAAGGAAAAUAGUAGAAGCUUGUAAAGCUAAAACUGAUGCUGGAGGUGAAGAUGCUAUUUUGCAAACGCGAACUUACGACCUUUAUAUCACUUAUGAUAAAUAUUACCAGACACCACGGCUAUGGCUGUUCGGCUAUGAUGAGCAAAGGCAGCCUUUAACCGUUGAGCACAUGUAUGAAGACAUCAGUCAAGAUCAUGUGAAGAAAACAGUGACCAUUGAAAAUCACCCUCAUCUCCCACCUCCUCCUAUGUGUUCAGUUCACCCAUGCAGGCAUGCUGAGGUGAUGAAGAAAAUCAUUGAGACUGUUGCAGAAGGUGGGGGAGAACUUGGUGUUCAUAUGUAUCCUUCCCUGUACAUGUCAUUAGUGGCACAUUGGCUCUAGGAUUUUUUUCCUGUUUGGGACAUGUAGUACAAUGGUGAUGGCACAGUACCUAUAACUUCUUUUAGCCCCUCCCAUCUAGAAGUCUUAAUGGGAGUCUUUAUUUAGGAAAUGCUGUAUUGUGAUAGUUAUGCUUUGUUCAGAUAAUUAGCACAUGUUCCUUUGUGCACCUGUCAGCUCUGCCUUACGACAGAACCUCAGGUCAGUAUUUAGGCAGCAGCUUGCCAAUUGCUUUUGCUUGUGGAAGGGUCAGUGGCUAAGAGUAUGUGAAUAUAUAACCAUUGCUCUUCAUGGAAGAAAAACUCAGUGGGCGUAAUUUAUUGGUGAAAGAAGAGUGACCUACCAAUUUAGGGAUAACAUGUGAAUAUCUUUUCCCUAAGUAUAUUUCCACUUUAACUAUUAUAAAAAAGAAUGUGUUCCCCAUGAGGUAAAAGGAAAGUUAGGUCGUGUCAUUCUGAGGUCUCUGAAGCAAAGAAUUCAGCUUAACAAAUAGGUUAAUAAAAAGUAAAACACACAAAUAAUAUUGCAUAUAUUUUUAAAGUAUAGCAGAUUUUUAUAUCUUAUAUCUUAUAUCUUACUAUGGUUUUCCUACUUUGUUCUCUGCAUUGACAAGAGGAAUAAACUUAAGUAAACUGCUGGGUCCUGAAAUACAUGUACCCAUAGCAUGGGUCAUCAAAAGCAGCCAAAGUCAAUGAGGUAGAUGCCAAAUAGUUUGAAUUAGCUUGGUGCUAGAUUGAUGUAACACUUGGUGGAUCAUGCCACUCAGGGUUAGAUGUAGUCUGUGAGGGGUCACCCCUGUCUUAGAUCUAUAAACCACCUAAGAAUUGUUAAUAAGUGUGACUCUCAGAGGAACACUGGGCUUGUUUGACAUUGAAACAAACCAAGAACUUUUGGUCCAAACCAGAUUGACUCCUGAAACCCUACUACACAUGACUUGAGCAUGCAUCUCUGUGUUGGGCACUGGGUAGCAAAUUGUAAGAAUCUAUGUAUAAGAAUUGAGUUAUCAGUUCCCCCAAUAAAAAUUAAGGUCUUAAUA
Molecule: messenger RNA, 2356 nt
Organism: Suricata suricatta (meerkat)
Lineage: Eukaryota; Metazoa; Chordata; Mammalia; Carnivora; Herpestidae
Gene: ATG3
Product: autophagy related 3
Exons: 11
Coding region: 418-1323 (301 amino acids)
Biological process (GO): autophagy of mitochondrion; nucleophagy; autophagosome assembly
Cellular component (GO): cytoplasmic ubiquitin ligase complex; cytosol
Molecular function (GO): Atg8-family ligase activity
Source: RefSeq, a predicted model, not a curated record